Sphaerodactylus townsendi is the source of this 725-nucleotide messenger RNA. RefSeq names its product family with sequence similarity 32 member A (gene FAM32A). The coding region runs from base 1 to 348 and encodes 115 amino acids. The transcript has 4 exons. Lineage: Eukaryota; Metazoa; Chordata; Lepidosauria; Squamata; Sphaerodactylidae. The record is from RefSeq and is a predicted model, not a curated record. Gene Ontology annotation, cellular component: nucleolus.
AUGGCAGAAUACGAGGCGGAAUUGCAGACGGGGCCCUUACGGCUGAAAAGCAGGGCUGGCGUGGCCGCCCCAGGCAAGCGGAAGAAGAAAAAGGACAAAGAUAAAAGCAAAAUUGUGGAUCAGAUUGUGAGCAGCAAAAACCAGGAGGAGGAGGAGGAGAAAAAGCGAACUCUGGACAAGCGGACUCCAGCACAGCUAGCCUAUGAGAAGAUGCAGGAGAAGCGGCAAAUGGAACGGAUUCUGAAGAAAGCCUCCAAAACCCACAAACAGAGAGUCGAGGACUUUAACAGGCAUCUGGACACUCUGACGGAGCAUUAUGACAUCCCCAAAGUCAGCUGGACUAAAUGAGGGUCUUUCAUCGUCUGGCUUCUGGAGGGAUAAAGAAAAGCGAGCUGAUGUGUUUGUGGAUGCACACGCUCUUCCUCCAGCUGUUUUGGCUGCACACGCUCCCAAGGAGAGUUACUUCAGUCUCAGGCCAUUCAUUUCAUUGGGCUUCGACUGGAGCAACUAUGCAUGGAGUGCACUGAUGAUCUCAUGGGAUUUUUAAAGAAACAUAAUGUCUGCGGUCUACAAAAAGUCUAUGGUGUAACUUGUAUGUUUGAAACACUCUUUGCAGCUAUAUUCUUAAUGUAUCCAAGUGUAAUUGUCUUCAACUACAAAAUGUUUGGCUUUUGCUUUUGGGAAGAAAGUGAGAAGAUUAAAUAAGUAUUGAUUCUUCAUCUCCA